Molecule: messenger RNA, 2769 nt
Organism: Centropristis striata (black sea bass)
Lineage: Eukaryota; Metazoa; Chordata; Actinopteri; Perciformes; Serranidae
Product: extracellular calcium-sensing receptor-like
Exons: 7
Coding region: 16-2769 (917 amino acids)
Biological process (GO): G protein-coupled receptor signaling pathway
Cellular component (GO): membrane
Molecular function (GO): G protein-coupled receptor activity
Source: RefSeq, a predicted model, not a curated record
AAGGAUGGAGACAUUAUGUUGGGGGGAAUUUUCUCUUUCCACAGCAGCUGGGAUUACAGAAAAGAUACCUACACACACAAACCACUGCCACUGCAAUGCAUCAGUUUGAAUUUCAGAGGUUUCCAGUAUCUCCAGGUUAUGCUCUUUGCCAUAGAGGAGAUUAAUAACAGUUUAGAUCUACUCCCCGGCAUCUCUCUGGGCUAUAAGAUCUAUGAUGUUUGUGGUUCCAUUGCCAGAGGUGUGAGGGUUACACUGGCCUUGGCUAAUGGCAAUGAAGUUGUAUCUGCAUUCUCUGAGGCAUCAUGUACCAGACCUGCCCAAGUGCAGGCGAUUGUGGGGGAGACCUCUUCAUCCCCUUGGAUGGCUAUGGCUACUGUCAUUGGACCCUUUAAUAUCCCUUCGAUCAGCCACUUUGCUACUUGUGCUUGUCUCAGUGAUAAAACUAAGUACCCAUCCUUCCUCAGAACAAUACCCAGUGACUACUACCAGAGCAGAGCCCUUGCCCAGUUGGUCAAGCACUUUGGUUGGACUUGGGUUGGAGCCAUUAGAACAAAUGAUGAUUAUGGCAAUAAUGGCAUGGCCACAUUCACAGAAGUGGCCCAACAGCUGGGCAUCUGUCUGGAGUACUCUGUACCUUUAUUUAGAACUGAUCCACCAGAAAAAAUACAAAGGAUUAUUGACAUUAUCAAGGCUUCUACUGCAAAGGUGAUUGUUGCUUUUCUCUCCAACUCGGAUAUGGAAGUCCUAAUUCACAAGUUUUCACAUCACAACUUGACUGGGUUCCAGUGGGUCGGCAGUGAGGGCUGGAUCUCUGAUUCCCAAAUUGCAGCCAUGGAUAAACAUCACAUUCUGGAUGGGGCCAUAGGCCUGGCCAUCCCCAAAGCACAUGUCAGUGGUUUGAGAGAGUUCAUGUUGAAUGUAAAACCGCUCAAUACAUCGAGUAAUGAAUUGUUUGCAGAGUUUUGGGAGACUUUAUUUAGCUGUAAGUUCAAGCAGUCAAAGUCAUCAGCUGGGAUUCAGAGAGAAUGUACUGGACAUGAAGAUGUGACAGAAGUGCAAAACAGCUUCACUGAUAUGUCGCUCAUGCCUAUCUUUUAUAAUGUGUAUAAAGGAGUUUAUGCUGUGGCCCAUGGACUUCAUAGUGCCCUCAGCUGUAACAAAACAUGUAAUAACACAAUGCAGCUUGAUCCAUUUAAGAUUUUGCAGCACACAAAAAAGGCUUACUUUAAAACAAAGGAAGGAGAUGAGGUUUACUUUAAUGAGAAUGGAGACCCACCAGCAAAGUAUGAAAUUAUAAACUGGCAGCCAACAGAAAAUGACAUUGUGGACUUUGUCACAGUUGGUCUUCAUGAUGCAUCUUUACCUGCAGACAAACAACUUAUUCUGCAAAACAAGUCUUUAAUUUGGGCACAGAACUCACAACAGGUGCCUUUGUCAGUGUGCAGUGAGGAAUGUCCACCAGGAACUCGCAAGGUUCUCCAGAAAGGAAAGCCUGUCUGCUGCUAUGACUGUUUAAGAUGUGCAGAGGGAGAAAUAAGCAACAUGACAGAUUCUAUCACCUGUGUGAGAUGCCACCCUGAGUUCUGGUCAAAUGAGAGAAGAGAUUCCUGUGUACAGAAAGAGGCAGAGUUUCUGUCAUAUGAAGAGAUUAUGGGAGCUCUUCUCACUGCAGCAUCUUUAUUUGGAACAUGCAUCACUGCUGUUGUAGCCUUCAUUUUCUUCAGAUACAGGAAAACUCCUAUUGUCAGGGCCAACAACUCUGAGCUGAGCUUCCUGCUGCUCUUCUCCUUGACUCUGUGUUUCCUGUGUUCUCUGACCUUCAUCGGCCGGCCCUCUAAUUGGUCCUGCAUGCUACGACACACAGCGUUUGGCAUCACCUUUGUCCUCUGUAUCUCUUGUGUACUGGGGAAAACUAUAGUGGUGUUGAUGGCCUUCAGGGCCACACUUCCAGGAAGUAAUGUGAUGAAAUGGUUUGGGCCUACACAGCAGAAAUUCAGUGUUCUGGGUUUCACUCUUAUACAAGUUGUCAUAUGUAUCCUGUGGUUAACAAUCUCUCCUCCUUUUCCAUAUAAGAAUUUUAAGGAUUUCAAAGAUAAAAUCAUCUUAGAGUGCGCUCUGGGCUCAGCUGUAGGCUUCUGGGCUGUACUUGGGUACAUAGGACUUUUGGCCAUGUUAUGUUUCAUUCUUGCUUUUCUGGCUCGGAAACUACCGGAUAAUUUCAAUGAAGCCAAAUUCAUCACCUUCAGUAUGCUGAUAUUCUGUGCAGUAUGGCUCACUUUUAUCCCAGCGUAUGUCAGCUCUCCUGGGAAGUUCAGUGUUGCUGUGGAGAUAUUUGCUAUUCUAGCCUCAAGUUUUGGACUGCUCAUUUGCAUUUUUAUUCCAAAAUGUUACAUUAUCUUACUGAAACCAGAAAAGAAUACAAAAAAGAACAUGAUGGGGAAGGGGGACCAAAAACAUUGUGAAAACUCUUCCACAGCCAGCGCAAUACCGGAGAUUGUACCCGUGGAGCUCCGCAGGCUGGCUAAGAAGCCGAGCCAUCGGAAACGCGGAAGAAGAGGUGGCAUUCAACGGAGAUUAAAGACUCUCCGGCUCGACAAUCGCCGCAAACUACCACCACUUCCUUCUGUCCUGCUGUCAAAUGUUCAAUCUAUCCGCCACAAAAUAGAUGAACUAGAGACAUACGCCAAGUUUAAACGGGAAGUAAAAAUACCUGCCUUCUUGCCUUCACCGAAACAUGGCUCGGUGAUACAGACCAAAACUCUGACCUGA